AUCAUAAAAACAAAAUGGUGGAACACUUCCGAGUUACCUGUACAAAUUUCUAGGGUAAACUAUGGUUUAACCGGACAGAAAAUACACAUCUGUAGUGAAAUGGUUCACUUCAAAUUAAUAGUAUACAUAUAUGGAAAAGAGGUUUAGUAAAUCCCCCUGACAGCAUGAACACAUUUGCUUUCACAUGUUACUUGGUUUAUACAACUGCUGUUUUAUCUGUUGUGAAAUCACAGUAUGAUUAUGGUGACAUAGAUGUUUCAGCAGUUAAUAGACUUUCCUUACGUAAUGAGGGAGACACAGGGACAGUAGUAUUCAAGGGGAAAGUAACAGAUAAAACCAGUCCAUCUGUCUUACGUAUUCAGUCAAAACCAAACUGUUACAUGUCUAUCAAACCUAAAACAACAUUUAAAUUUAACAACAAUUGUUUUUGGACUCAUCCACCCCAAGCAUGCAUGAAUGGAUGUUUUUAUGCCUAUGUUUUUGAUGGCUAUUACUACAAUGAUCACAAUGCUACGAUGAAACAUAUCUGGGACAGUAACUGGACGGACUACAAUACCACAUCCAGUGUAUUAUAUGUAGCUGUUUGUCACACGGGAAUUACAAAUCAUGACAUGCAACUUACUUUUACAGCUGUUGGUAAGUUCACAAGACCACGUCCAGUGUAUUAUAUGUAGCUGUUUGUCACACAGGAAUUACAAAUCAUGACAUGCAACUUACUUUUACAUCCGUGGAGCGACGUUUUGUAUAUGAAGGAGAUUCAGUCCUCCACCGAACAGGCCAAGUUAUGUCUUCAUUAUUCCCUAAUCCCUACAUACAGAAUGGAGAGCAGACAAUAUAUGUAUUUAGAAGCAGGAAUCCAACAGAUAAAGUAGUUAUAGAAUUUGAUGAUUUUGACAUUGCACCUGGAGGUGCUCUAUAUUUUAAUCCAAGUUCAGAUUAUAGAUUUCCUAUCAUUAUAAAUGAUGCCACUCCUCGACCUGUUGUCCAAUCAGAUAAUAAUGAAUUACAGUUAAUAUUUGACACUGGCUGGCCUGGAUCCUCUUACAGAAAUAAUUUGGGUUUCAAAGCUUCGUAUAGAUUCAUAACAGCACAUGAAUUCUAUCAAAAACCAAAUACUAAUUGUGGAAAGUACUACAUGACAUUGGAUGGUGGCCAUAUUGAAUUUAAACCCCAGUUUUCUAGUGAUCAGUAUGACUGUGUAUGGGUUGUGAAGACACAGCCUGGAUACAAAGGAACAUAUAUGAAGCUGAAUAGGUUCUCUUCAGUUUAUUCAGGUGAUAACAACUCUGGUGAUGUUAAAGUAGAAAUUCACAAAGGUUUGACAUCUGAUGGACUGAUUGUUGGCACAUUAUUUCCUAAGUUUGGUGGCAGCUAUCGGGACUUUGAAGACGAGGAAGGAUUUUACAUACGACUUCGUGGAAUCUACAGAAACUCAAUUACUUUCAAAUUGGCAUUUGCUUCAUAUAAAAAUUAUUAUGAAUCAGGUUGUAAUUCCAAUACCCAUUUUAAAUGUUCCAAUGGGUACUGUAUCCCUGGCCAGCUAGCAUGUGAAGCUCAUAAUAUGGAACAUUGUAAAGAUGGGAGUGAUGAAAGUAUUGGUUGUUCAGGUUCCUAUGACACUAAAUCAGACCACACGUUAACAGUUAGUGUGAUUAUACCCAUUGUUGUUUCUAUAUUCCUACUGAUAGUGUUAUCCGUCCUAUUUGUUCUGGUGAGAAGAUGUCGACAAGCCCAGCAGUUCACCAACAUGAUGAGGGAAAGUAAUGAUCCAGUCGUAUGCACAACAGAUAGAAGGAGAAGGAGAAGAGGCCAUGAUUAUUUCCAGAGACCUGCAGAUGCCCCACCAACUUACGAUGAAGCUUUAAUUACAGGAAUACCAGUUCCAGAUGAUGAAGAAUAUCCUCCAAAACCUCCCCCGUACAGUGAAACUGCAGAUUCACCCAUGAUGGACGAUUCAAGUGAUCCUGCACCACCAUAUUAUUCCACUGAGAACAUUAAUCAGUCUUUUUUAGACGAUAAUGGCAGUCCGAUCAUUGAGAGACAGAGAAUGUCUCCUUCAAACGGUGCUAUCUCUGAACAAGAGGCUGUCUCAACCUCUACACAGACGAGACACGCAAAUGUCCAUAGGAAUUACCAUAAAAAUUCUAAUGGACAGCCAAAACUUCACUUGUUAGACACUGGUCGACUGCCAGAUUUACACAGUAUACAAGCAACUAUUGGUACACAGUCUAUGUGUAACAUAUCUAAUAUUGGGCAGAAUAGUAACUUAACAAAGGCAAGAUCUGAACAAAUUUUGUCACCUAGAGAUCUGGGAGUUGUCAAUCAGGCUUAUCAAAUUGAUGAUCAAGAUCAACAAUCAAGGUUAUUCAAAGGUCAAGCUGUUUCUAACCUUGAACUUCCAACUGGAAGACAUCAUCAAGAUAAAAAUAGAAAACAAACAGACAAUAAUGCCAAAAGAUAUGAAUCUCAAAAGGGAACCAGGAACCAAUAUCAGGAUAGACCACAAAAUCACAAUGGUGCCAGAGGACAGACUGGACACAUAAGAUCUGAUCGAAAUAGAUCACCACAGGAUCGGCAUAGGUCCAGUGACCAUCAAAAUUUUGCUGCUGGUCAGCAAUUGACUCCAGAGAGGUCACAUACCAGAAAUCAAUAUUCCCCCAACACCAAACAAAGUUCAAGGGAAAGAUUGAAAUCAAAUGAAGGGGGUAAUGUCAAUGGUGGUUCCGACAAUAAUCCACCAAGUGCAAGAGAUCGACUGAAACCUAAAGAUCCAAUCUUAAGCAAGAAAUAUUAUGAUGAAUUACAAAGAAGAGAACAGGAUAAGAAUAAACAAUCUAUGAACUACCAACAAAGAGAGCAACCACAUGGUGCAAGGAAAAAUUCCCAAGAAAAUACUGGUGCAAGAAAGAAAUCACAAGACAAAACUGGUGCAAGUAAUAACUCAUGUGACAAAAUAUCUACUAACGGUCACUUACCAAAUAGAAAUACUGAUAGAACAUUAAACAAUCAAGAAUCUAGAAGGGAAAUCAAAAGCAAGAAUAAGGAUGUUAACUCAAUUAGGAGAAAUGGAAUGAGGCAAGACUUAGAUGAAAAUAAAGAUAGUCAUGAAGUUGCUAGAUCGAAACAUCAACUAGGAGGUUCUAAUGUCAGUUUACACUUGUGUGCUGGUAACAGAAGUGAGAUACAUAGAUCCUCUGUCAGUUUAAAUGAGAACAUGUUAGGUAAUACACAUGUCGAGUCUAAUGGUGCAAACAUGGUCAGUGCUGGACACAAUGGACAGAGCAUGGGCCAUGCUGGACAUAAUGGACAGAGCUCCAGUGCUAGACAUAAUGGACAGAGCUCCAGUGCUGGACACAAUGUACAGAGCUCUUGUAUGAGUUUAGAUGACAUUGGCGAAGAUGUUCUUGUUUAGGAUGUUUGUUAAGUUUGACUUUGUUGUUCGUCUUUUUUUUAUUUGUCAUUUUUUUAUCGCCUGGCAGUGGCCUUUGUGAGAAUAUGCUAUUGCUUGUCUUUUAUUAGUUGUAUCAACUUCAUCAGAAAUAUUUUUCCCAUCAACUCUUGAGUAAAAUUUGUAAUGAAGUAUUACUUGAAUAUUCCUAAAAAGCCACCUAUUAAAAUGUAUUUAUACAGAAAAUUUUGUUUACCAAAUAUUUAUUAUUGAUUUAUCUUCUUAGGUUGUACACUAAUACAAUCUUACUUUCCUAGUACUUUACAGAAUAUAAGAAGAUUUUUUUUGUAAUUAAACCUUAAGUUUACAAGGCAGAGUGAGAGAUGCUAGAAUCUAGGAUCUAUGAAAUUAUGUAAUAAGGAUCAUGUUCUCUAUGAAUUGAAUUUUUGUUAA
Messenger RNA from Mytilus trossulus (common blue mussel), 3841 nucleotides. RefSeq lists its product as uncharacterized. Gene Ontology annotation, molecular function: protein binding. The transcript has 14 exons. The record is from RefSeq and is a predicted model, not a curated record. Bases 707 to 3412 code for a protein of 901 amino acids. NCBI's taxonomy places the organism in Eukaryota, Metazoa, Mollusca, Bivalvia, Mytilida, Mytilidae.